Messenger RNA from Ailuropoda melanoleuca (giant panda), 807 nucleotides. It is a transcript of the gene ABRACL, whose product is annotated as ABRA C-terminal like. NCBI's taxonomy places the organism in Eukaryota, Metazoa, Chordata, Mammalia, Carnivora, Ursidae. The coding region runs from base 163 to 408 and encodes 81 amino acids. The record is from RefSeq and is a predicted model, not a curated record. The transcript has 3 exons. Gene Ontology annotation, biological process: regulation of actin filament-based process.
UCUUACCUCCCACCCCCCUCCUCCACACCCGCCUUUCUCUUCUGCCUCAGUCACUUCCUUCCUCAGCCUCUUCCUCCUCGGUGUGUUGAAGAAGAUAACCGGGUCCGGACCAACGCUGCACCAGCUUUUCCUCGGAAAAGAAAACGAGGCGGAUCGGCAGCAAUGAAUGUGGAGCAUGAAAUUAACCUCUUAGUGGAGGAAAUUCAUCGUCUGGGUUCAAAAAAUGCUGAUGGGAAGUUGAGCGUGAAAUUUGGGGUCCUCUUCCGAGAUGACAAGUGUGCCAACCUCUUUGAAGCAUUGGUGGGAACUCUCAAGGCUGCGAAACGAAGGAAGAUUGUCACGUACCCAGGAGAGCUCCUUUUACAGGGUGUUCACGAUGAUGUGGACAUUAUAUUGCUGCAGGAUUAAUGUGGUUUGCAUAUCUUUGUUUACUGUUAUUUUUUGUUUCUGGUAAACUGGAAUAUUAAGUCAAAGGACAAACACGAGCAUACUUGAUGUAUUUUUAUAGAACUUUGUAAACAAAAGGAGACUCUUAUUUUAAAAGUCUGUCCUUUUUUAUACCCUGAAAGAAAAGUUAUGUAUUACACUGUAAAAGAAACAAAACCUAUUAUUUUUUUCUCAGGAAUCUGAUUGGAAAAAUGUAGGUUGAGGCUUUUUUGGUGGGGGUGCAAGGGUGUUUCAUAAAUCAUUCUUAGACAAUUUCUACAGAUAUUUGACAUUCCAUGAAAGCAAGAGGCAAAACUGAAGACCAGCUCCCACAAGGAAUAUUGUAAUGUUUAUGUAAUAAAAACAUGUAACUAUGUUAAA